Messenger RNA from Brassica rapa (field mustard), 5055 nucleotides. Its product is annotated as probable serine/threonine-protein kinase PBL15. Gene Ontology annotation, biological process: protein phosphorylation. The record is from RefSeq and is a predicted model, not a curated record. Gene Ontology annotation, molecular function: ATP binding; protein kinase activity. NCBI's taxonomy places the organism in Eukaryota, Viridiplantae, Streptophyta, Magnoliopsida, Brassicales, Brassicaceae.
ACCAGAUCAACAGCCUGAACUCUCACCCGAGGAGCUUCCUCGAAUAAGGUUUUUUGCGGAUUUAGGAGGAUUCCCAAUACUGCCCAAAGCUUUCCACGACUCCAUCUGACGAAGGGCUCGCCUAUAGUGCUUGGAAUGCUUGGUAAUCCAGAAACCUGUCUCAUCAUAUUGAUUUCUCAAUUCCCUUCGCCCAAUAGGACUAUUGCCUAUCAACUCUCUUCUGCCUUCAGCACCAAUUUCUCCUUCCUCCAACUGAGACUCACCCAAAACGAACAACUCAUCCUUGGAACUCAUCAUCGCUUCUUUACUACUAUCCUUCUCUACUGAGCUCCUUCCACCCUUCUUCCGUUCAACUUUCUUUACCACUGGUAACUCUUCUGACUCAGCCACACUUAAGACCUCCGGAGGUAAGCUCAAAGCUCUCGAUCUUGCUCUAGACCUAGCCCUUCGACGAGAUCUUGAUCGAACUCUGUUCUUCUUCAUCUCCUCGCGUACAACUGCAGCGACCUGAUCUCCUUGGGGCUCCUCCAAUAGCGACACCUCUUCUACAGCCUUCACCACACUGAUCACCUUUUCCUUCCUCUGAACGUGUUUCCUUUUCAUCAAUGGUUUAUGACAUCUGUUCAUCAAAUGUCCAAACUUCCCACAGUUAAUGCACUUAGGGGGAAGACUCGGGUACUCUAUGUUAAUUCUAACUGAAUUUUCUUGAGUAUCCCUCACUUCAACCACCUCCAGAGGGGUGUGUGCCAGAUCAAUUUCAACCUUAACCUUAGUGUUACCAAAAUGAUACGGGUCAAGACGAGAGUUCUCAGUGUGGAGCGGUUCACCUAUACCACUAGCAACAACACUGAUACCUUUCAGAGAGUAUAACUGCGGAGGAACAUUCUUGAGCACUGCCCACGUUGGAGCAAAAAGAAGUUCUUGCGCAGCCAGAUUCCCAUCAGCGCUCCAUGGGUACACCGAGAAAGCGCAUCUGUCUACUUGCCAGUACCCUACCUGCAAUACCCAUUCUCUGUUUUGGACCGACGAAAUGAAUAUCAAGACACAGGUAUCUGACACCGUACGGACUGUAAUCUUCUCAAAAUUCUCCCAAACCGGGUUUAGGUCAGCGAGAAUCUUAGUUACCGACGGCCUCCGACCAUGGAAAUGCGCAACAAUAUGGUCUUUCCAUAGCUUUGACGUCUCCAGAAGCACAGAUUCCGGCGCCUGAACUACCGGGGUACUGUCGUCCAGGAAGGUUGGAUCUGAGACUUUAUGGAGGUUUCUCAACGAAUACUUUAACCUCGCUGCGUAAGAAGGAACUCUAGACGCCGGAAUCGACUCAGGGACCGACGAACCUUGAAGCUUUACCUCCAACUCGCCGUUCCAUAUCUGAUUUUCGCGGUCUGAAAUUUUCCCCUCUUCAACCCCUCCUGGAUCAAUCGGGGCACUUGACGGAGAAACAGAGACUGGAAUCAUCAUUGUGUGAAGAAACCGACACGAAAUCACUUCUCGAUAGCCGGCGAGAGGUCAACUAACGGCGGUGAACGCACCGGAAACCUAAUCGCCCUUUUUUGCUCUUUUUAGGAGAGAGAAAAAAAUAUUUUUCACCCGUCAGCAGAAAUCACUUUAGUGAAUUCUCAAUUAAUAUAUAGGAGGAUAUUUAUUUUGUAACUGGAAUUUUCAGAGUUAAAAAUGUAUUGAUUAACGGUUUUAUUUUUUUAUUUUUUAUUUUUUUAAAUCCCAUAAUCGAACUUUCUUACUACUAUAACAAAUCCACUGCAUCUUCAUUACAACUAUAACGUCCAAACAAGUCUGUGGUUUUUAUGGGUUUUUAAAUCCAUGAUAUCUAAUUUUUUUUAUUCAUAAUAUCUAAUAUUAUGAUGUGUACGUGUCGUAUAUUCGUAUUUUAAAUUCACACACUAUAUAGUUUCCUAGUCAAAUUUGACACACACACGUUCAUAUCUCAAUAAUAAGUCAAAAGAGAAGACAUCAUGACGCAAAACCCCAAAGUUUAAGUAGAGUGGUUAGGGCAGUUAGAGAAAGAACAACCAUGCUCUUUACUUUGAUUUAUAUUAUCUUGUCCUUAAUUGAGAACUAAAAACCCGCUAUUUCACAUUUUCUACUAAUAAUAUAUUAUUGUCAAUCUAAUCCAAAUUACAUAUAGUUGUGUGAGAGUAUACACGAUAGUUAGUAUAUUUACAUUUUCCUUCUUUCUACGGAAAUUAAAUAUAUGUACGUAGGCAAUGUAAUUCGAAAGAUUAUUAGAGCAUAAUUAUUGAGGGGUUCUUAGACUUGAGUUCUUAGCAGAAUAUAAUAAUCUGUCUCUUAACUUUUAACUAAAAAGUUAAGAACCGGCUCUUAAAUAUCUUAUUUAAUGAUUUUGACAAAUAGUUUGUACUAAAGUCUUUUUACACUUAUAUGUUUUUUUUUUUUGAAUGAAUGUUAAAUUUAUUCAAAAAAGCCUUCUUACAUGGAAUGCAUACUGUUUACUUCAAGAAAAGCUAUACUACUAACCCAUAGCUACUUAGUACUAGGAAAAUUACAUUCUAGUACUAAACCAAUACUGCAUCAAGCCCUCCAUUCCCUUGACCCCAUGUCUACUUAACAAAGUAAUUCUGUUACGAAUCCCCUUGUCGAUCAUCCUUUUCAGAACAGAAAGUGGCAACAACUUGUCACCAUGUCUUAACUUGUUCCUCUCCCUCCAGACCGCAUACCGUACCGCUUGGAAAGCAUAUCGAAUGCAGAACAGACUUUUCUUUUCUCUGUUCAAGUCUGUUAGAAUCUCCAUAAUCUCAGACCAAGAGUUAGUGAAAGAGUUGCACAGAAUACCCUUUACUAGAAACUCCCAAACUUCACCAGUGUAUGAACACUCAAAAAAGAGGUGAUUCCUCGACUCAAAACCCCCUUUACAGAGCACACAAGUAGUAUCAAUACCCUGAUUCCAUUUGGCAAUUCUACCCAAUGUUGACAAGCGAUCAGCUGAUAACCAAGCCAUAAAUACAAAUUUCGGCAUAGCCUGAGAGAACCAGAUACCUCUAUUUUACACUUGUAUGUUAUAGACACAGUCUCUGUCUCAUAUAGUCAUGUCUUAUACGUGAAGUCCCUAUCUCACAUGUAUAAAUAAGACCCAAACCACCUAUCAUUGUUUUGACUACUUGAAAAUCUAAAGCACAAAACAUUUAUGUAAACUAUCUUCCUCAAUGAGAGACUCCUCAACAACAACAUCUACCAAAUCCUCACCGCUAUGGAAACCCUUUGCCUCAAACUGUUGCUCCGUCGAUGACCAAACCGUCUUGGGGAAUUUAAGCCGUUGUCGACCUUCCAAAUCGGAGUUCUCCAAGAACCAUCUCGGACCACUUCCUUCUUUCCGACGACUCUCCUUCGCCGAUCUAAGCCGUUCUUCUUCGGCUAGGAUAAAUGAAGAUCUUGCAGAGGCUCUCGGAGCCGAUUUAGUGGAUUUUCAGAUGUGUGAACUUAAAAUGAUCACGCAGUGUUUCUUUCGGAACUAUCUUCUCGGAGAAGGUGGGUUCGGUAAAGUUUAUAAAGGUUACAUCGAUGAGAAUCUCCGACAAAGUCUCAAGGCUCAGCCUGUUGCUGUCAAGCUACUGGACAUUGAAGGGCUUCAAGGACAUCGUGAAUGGCUUUCUGAAGUCAUACUCCUUGGACAACUAAAGCACCCAAAUCUAGUCAAGCUUAUCGGUUACUGCUGCGAGGAGGAAGAACGAGUCCUUAUCUACGAGUUCAUGUCACGUGGUAGCUUGGAAAAUCACCUCUUCAAGCGGAUAUCAAUAUCGCUUCCUUGGGCUACGCGGCUGAAAAUUGCUGUCGCAGCUGCUAAGGGUUUGGCGUUUUUGCAUGAUUUAGAGGGUCCAAUAAUUUACCGUGAUUUCAAGACUUCUAAUAUACUACUCGAUUCGGAUUUUACCGCGAAACUAUCAGAUUUCGGUUUGGCAACAAUGGGACCAGAAGGAUCCAAAUCUCAUGUCACAACUCGAGUCAUGGGCACCUAUGGUUAUGCUGCUCCUGAAUAUGUGUCAACAGGGCAUUUGACGACAAAGAGUGAUGUAUACAGUUACGGAGUCGUGUUACUCGAGCUCCUAACGGGAAGAAGAGCCACCGAAAAGUCACGGCCGAAAAACCAGCAGAACAUCAUCGACUGGGCAAAGCCUUACCUAACCAGCAGCCGUCGUCUCCGAUGCGUUAUGGACCAGAGGCUCGCUGGUCAAUACUCUGUCAAGGCAGCUAAGGAUACGGCUCUUCUCGCCUUGCAAUGUGUGAGCCCUAACCCUAAAGACCGGCCUAAGAUGCCUGUCGUUGUGGAGGUUCUUGAGAGUCUCAUGCAUCAUAAGGACAUGGCGAUUUCCUCCGGCCACUGGUCACCGUCUCCUAGCUCACAAGGCGGCAAGGUCUCGCAAAAGGUUAGAGGGGAUAAUGGAAACUCUCGAAAAUCAGCUCCGGGUUCACUAAGAUCGUGAAAUCAGGGAUUGAUUAAAUUCGAUAAACGUGUGAUAUGUCUUUUGUGUGUGUGUGUGUGUGUAUUUAUGGAAUGCAUGUGGCUAAACAUAUCUAAGUGUGUGACAUAGUAAUAUCAACAAAAGAAAAAACAUUUUUAAAGGACAAGAAUACGAGUCCUUCCAGUACAAAUUUCAGUUAUGGUUAGCUACUGUAGAUGUCUUAAAUGUCAAAGAACAUUUGAUUUUUGUUUACUUAACAGUUUCUCCAAAAGAAAUUCUAUGACUUCAAAUAUAUAGUUUUUUUUCUUCAAAAAGAAAUUUUAAAACUUCAAAUUUAAAGUUUUAAGAAAUGAAACUUCAAAUUUGAAGUUUCACUACUCAAAUCUCCAAAUUUGAAGUUUCAUAUUUUUAUUUGCAUUUUGGUCAUUACAAUUAAUUACACAUCACAUUUAUGAUUCUUAACUAAUUUCUCAUUAAUCGUUUUAAUCCUUAAAAUUUUUGUAUAUCAUAAAUAUUUCAAAUUUAUUUUUAUAAAUUCAAAUUUUACAUAUAACAUUAAAUAAAAAAUUUUAAAAGAGAUUUAUAAUAUUGUAAAACUAAAACUAGACAACAAGAAUAU